UCUAUGUGUAAAUUUAAUUUCACCUGGUUCAACACUAUUUACUGGUAUAGUAAUCAAUGACAAAUUACAACUGACAUGCGACCCUUAUCUCAUUGACGGUGAAUCAGUUGAAUUAAUAAUGAUUGUUAAAGACACCUUGAUGCUGUAUUAUGCCCACCUACCUAAUUUAAAUAAGCCUGAGACAAUGGUAUACCCUGGUACCAAAAGCACUAUUGUCAAUUGGCUUGGCGAGAUAACUAUAACACCAUAUGAGCAGGAUAAUCACCAGGAUUGGUGCACUAUGGUCGGUUUCUAUCAAUGUCGAUUUGACAAACGUAGACUGGAAUACAUAUAA
Molecule: messenger RNA, 334 nt
Organism: Oppiella nova
Lineage: Eukaryota; Metazoa; Arthropoda; Arachnida; Sarcoptiformes; Oppiidae
Source: the annotation of a GenBank genome assembly